AUGGUUGCCUUCGCCCUGCUGCGCUCGCUCGCGUCGCUCGCGAGUGUGGCCAUUCUAGCCGCAGCUCUGUGCUCCUGGGGUACCAUCGGACAGCUGUCCACCGGCAUCCGACCACUCCCCCUCAGGCACAUCCACCUCGCUGUGAUGAGUGACCGGCCAGCCAGUCUCGCCGCCACGGUGCUAACUGCUCAGGCCUCAAGAGGUGAGUCAACACAGCUAAACUGGUGGAUCAUCACAACCCUCUCAAGGGCUGAGGUGCUUGGGGCGCUCGGCUCUUCGUUUCCGGUCGAGCAGGUGAACCUGCUUGGUCUGAACGAUGCCGUGGACUCGCUUGUGGGAAAGGGCAUCAUCCCGGUUUGGAUGUGGGAAGACUGGCAACGCUGGCGGCACGCCCCACAGGAGAACGCCUCGCAGUGGCGGACCGAGGCGUCGCUUCGCGUGUUCCCUCCCAGCCGCGACCCCAAGCACGCCCACCCUCUCAACUUGCUCCGCCUCUACCUCUCAGAGGUGCCUGCGCUGGAACACCUCGAUCGGCUGCUGCUCGUCGACGACGAUGUGCUUAUUCAGCAGGAACUGUGGCCGCUCUACGACGCGCCCCUCGCGACAGGCACGCUGCUGCAAGCGUCGUGCUCCAUGUACGAGGGCGCCAGCCAGGGAGAGAGUCAGUGGCUCAACUUGACCAACGCGCGCUCCACCUACGCUGAGACAACCUUCAUCGGCUCGAUUGGGCCGCAUGCCUACAGCUCUUGCGACUUGGGAGAGAGAGCGCGAGAAGAGCAUCCGUGCGCGCCGCUGGCGCUCGAGCCUCUGCUGCUCUCGCUUGAGGCUUUAAUCAACUACCAUGGCGAGCGCAGGGCGCUCGGCCAUGAUGGUGCCGUGGGCGACACGGCCAUCCGAGAGCAGCUCGCGUGGAACUUUGGGGUCGCGCUGCUGCCUCUUAACCGAUGGCGCAACGAGCGUCUUGAGGAGCGUGUUUCUGCCUGGUUCGCUGCCAACUCACGCUUCCGUUUUUUCCCGCCCGAUUCGGUGGCAAGCGGGCUCGGCCUGCCGUACCUUAUCUUUGCCGGCGCGGUGGGCUGCUGGGCGGAGGAUGCAGUCCUCGAUGGAUUGGGCUACGUCUCCGACACCGACCUGGAGCAUAGCGGGGUGUACGAUCUACGGCGGUAUACCUCUCUCCACUUCGCAGGCCCGAACAAGCUGGCGCUGGACGGGCUUGACGACCACAGUCCCGCCUCUGUUUCGCGCGCCACUUUCGACCACCUGCACAAGAACGCACUCUCCCGACGCAGGCUGGGGUACAGCGGGUACCACUCCUAUGGCGGCUAUCUUUACGGCGGGUACCUCUAUGGCGGGUACUUGCUGAGCCUUCCUCCCGUCGCUCCGUCGCCUUCACCACCUCUGCUGCCGGUGCCGCCACCGCCGAGCCUGCCGCCUCCGUCACUGCCACCCCCUUUGCCGCCGCCGCCGCCGCCCCGCAUGCCGCCUAGUCCGCCUAGCCCCCCACUCCCCUCUCCGCCACCGCCCUCUCCGCCACCGCCACCUCCACCGCCACCUCCACCGCCGUCACCCCCGCCACCAUCACCUCCACCAUCCCCACCACCAUCGCCGCCACCAUCGCCGCCGCCGUCGACACCGCCGCCCUCGCCGCCGCCCUCGCCGCCGCCCGCGCCGCCGCCCUCGCCGCCGCCCUCGCCGCCGCCCUCGCCGCCGCCCUCGCCGCCGCCCUCACCCCCGCCGCCCUCGCCGCCGCCCUCUCCCCCGCCGCCCUCUCCCCCGCCGCCUGUCCCACCGCCACCAUCGCCACCCCCGCCCUCACCCCCGCCCUCUCCUCCACCCUCGCCGCCGCCGCCAAGCCCGCCGCCUCCUUCGCCACCGCCCUCGCCACCGCCGUCGACACCGCCACCGAGCCCACCUCCACCCUCGCCACCACCAUCGGGAACAUUCGAUUGA
Emiliania huxleyi CCMP1516 is the source of this 1950-nucleotide messenger RNA. RefSeq lists its product as hypothetical. The record is from RefSeq and is a predicted model, not a curated record. Gene Ontology annotation, molecular function: glycosyltransferase activity. NCBI's taxonomy places the organism in Eukaryota, Haptophyta, Isochrysidales, Noelaerhabdaceae. The transcript has a single exon. Bases 1 to 1950 code for a protein of 649 amino acids.